Molecule: messenger RNA, 1347 nt
Organism: Peniophora sp. CBMAI 1063
Lineage: Eukaryota; Fungi; Basidiomycota; Agaricomycetes; Russulales; Peniophoraceae
Source: the annotation of a GenBank genome assembly
AUGGCCUCCUCCUGCUCGCUGACCGUCCCCGCGCCCCCCAGCCGUCACCGGGCGUCUAGCUGCACAAACAUAAGGCCCGCGUUAACUCUGGCCACCCUGGGUUCGCGGCCAAAGUCUUCAGCAGUACAAUUAGACGAGCCUGUGCCCUGUACGCCGCCGGCAAACGUCCUGUCGGCCAAGACAUCCGCCGAGCCCCCUGUGUCGUCCCGGUUAUCUGCGCUCGCCGACAAGUUCGUCAGCAUGUACUCCGCCAGCCACCCCGUGCCCCCGCCCCUGCUCCCUCCCACGCCCUCAGACUCGGCCCGCUCCUCAGUGGACGACCACUCCUAUGUGUCCUCGCCCUCCACCACCCUCGUCGGCGAAGACGUCUUCUUCGACGAAAAGGCCGUCCAGUCGUCGCGCCUGAGGUCGCGCGCGCGGACAUGGCUCAAGGACUCGCCCUCGGUCCACGCCCCGCUGCUGUUCGUGUUCAUCGUCUUCCCCCUGUCCACCGCCGCCGUCAUCCUCGGCUUCUGGUCCCUGCCCUUUUCCUUUUCCUGGCCGCAGAACAUCACGGACCUCGCCCAGCUCGGGCGCGAGCUCCGGGGGUAUUCCAACUCGGGCUCCGCAGAGUUCGCACACGUCUUCGGCGUGAUGGCCAUCGCCACAAUCUGGAUGCACGCCUGGUCCGUCCCGGGAAGCGUCCUCUGGAACGUCCUCGCCGGCGCAUUAUUCUCGCCCGCGCUGGCAACGGUCGUCUUCGCGCUUCUCACGACGCUCGGCUCCAUCUGCGCGACGCUCCUCUCGACGCCCAUCGCGCCCUUCAUCACCCACUUCUUCCCGAAAGCGCUCAACGCCGCCCGCGGCGCCUUCGAGGGCGACGCGCGCACGCCCGUCUGGAUCCGCGUCACGAUCCUGCGCCUGGUGGGCGUCGUGCCCUGGUCGGGCAUCAACGUCGCGUGCGGCGUGAUCGGCGUCCCGAUCUGGGACUGCUUCGUGGGGACCUUCAUCGGCUCCAUCCCGUGGACAGCCGUGACGUGCCAGAUCGGCGACAUCCUGCAAACGGUCGUGGCGACGCCCUCGCCCAACCCGCAGACGAUCUCGUCCAUCCUGAUGUCGCCGAGCAUCAUCGUCAAGCUCGCGCUGCUCUCCGCGCUCUCGCUCGCGCCCAUCCUCGGCCGCGACUACCUCCGCUCGUGGCUGUCCCCGGACGACGUCAGCGAUGUGGAGGAGCGCGCGUCGAGAUGGGCGUGGGUGGCCGAGUGGCGCUCGAAGGUCCGCAGCAUCUCGCCUUCGCGGUCGCGCGAGCGGGAGCGGAAGAGCAGCGAGGACGAUGUGAGGAUGGAGAAGGAGCUCAGUUUGUCGUAG